AUGGGGCUCACCACCCAGAUCUCACUUCCAUCUAGCUCAGUGCCAUGGGGUGCUCCUGUCCCCAUUCUGGGACUGUGGGAUGCCCCAGGGCCUGUCCCCCCCUUUCUGGGCCUCACCCACAUUCUCAUCCUGCAGGUGGAGGAUGCACUUUCCUACCUGGAUCAGGUGAAGAUUCGCUUUGGCAGUGACCCCGCCACCUACAACGGCUUCCUGGAGAUCAUGAAAGAGUUCAAGAGCCAGAGCAUUGACACACCUGGAGUCAUCCGACGUGUUUCACAGCUUUUCCAUGAGCAUCCUGAUCUCAUUGUAGGAUUCAAUGCUUUCCUCCCUCUGGGCUACAGGAUAGAAAUUCCAAAGAAUGGGAAGUUAAGUAUACAGUCACCUUUGAACAGUCAGGUGCCCUCAGAGCCUGUCCCCAGCGCUCUCCCUGGCAGCGGGCUGCUCUUGCAUUACUCCCAGGAGAAUUCGCACAAUCACAGUGACUGUUCCGAGGAGUUUAGGCAACAGCUUCCAUACAAAGAAGAUAAAUCCCAAAUUCCUUUGGAGUCUGAUUCUGUCGAGUUCAAUAAUGCUAUCAGUUACGUGAAUAAGAUCAAAACACGUUUUCUUGACCAUCCAGAAAUUUACAGAUCCUUUUUAGAAAUUCUUCAUACUUACCAGAAAGAGCAGCUGAACACUAAAGGCCGACCCUUCCGAGGCAUGUCAGAGGAAGAAGUGUUCACUGAAGUAGCCAAUCUGUUCCGGGGACAGGAGGAUCUGCUUUCUGAGUUUGGACAGUUCCUCCCAGAGGCUAAAAGGUCUUUGUUCACAGGAAAUGGACCAUGUGAAGUGAACAGUGUCCAGAAAACUGAGCAUGAGAAGAAUCUGGAACACAGCAAAAAACGAUCCAGGCCGCUGCUGCUGCGUCCUGUUUCUGGCCCAGCAAAGAAGAAAAUGAAACUGCGAGGUACCAAAGAUCUGUCAGUAGCGACAGUGGGAAAAUACGGAACACUGCAAGAGUUCUCCUUCUUUGACAAGGUGCGUAGGGUGCUAAAGAGUCAGGAAGUCUACGAAAAUUUUCUCCGCUGCAUUGCGCUCUUCAACCAGGAGCUGGUCUCUGGCUCAGAGUUGCUCCAGCUAGUUACACCAUUUUUAGGGAAAUUCCCAGAACUCUUUGCACAGUUCAAGUCCUUUCUUGGAGUGAAAGAGCUUUCGUUUGCUUCUCCACUGAGCGACCGAUCUGGGGAUGGAAUGAGUCGGGAAAUUGAUUAUGCUUCCUGCAAACGCAUAGGAUCAAGUUACCGGGCUCUCCCAAAAACCUAUCAGCAGCCAAAGUGCAGUGGAAGAACAGCUAUUUGCAAGGAGGUGUUAAAUGAUACCUGGGUUUCAUUUCCAUCCUGGUCUGAAGACUCCACUUUUGUCAGCUCCAAGAAGACUCCUUAUGAGGAGCAGUUGCACCGCUGUGAAGAUGAGCGGUUUGAGUUGGAUGUUGUCUUGGAGACCAAUUUAGCUACAAUACGUGUGCUGGAGAGCGUGCAGAAAAAACUAUCUCGACUGACUCAAGAGGAUCAGGAGAAGUUUCGACUGGAUGAUUGCUUAGGAGGAACAUCAGAAGUGAUCCAGCGCAGGGCCAUCUAUCGCAUCUAUGGUGAUAAAGCACCAGAGAUCAUUGAAAGUCUUAAGAAAAACCCAGUAACUGCAGUUCCUGUUGUUCUGAAGAGAUUGAAAGCAAAAGAGGAGGAAUGGCGAGAGGCCCAGCAGGGCUUCAACAAAAUCUGGCGGGAGCAGUAUGAGAAAGCCUACUUGAAGUCCCUUGACCAUCAGGCCGUCAACUUCAAACAAAAUGAUACCAAAGCUUUGCGAUCCAAGAGCUUGCUGAAUGAAAUUGAGAGUGUCUAUGAUGAGCAUCAGGAGCAGCAUUCAGAGGGGAGAAGUUCAUCCACAAACGAGCCUCAUCUUAUCUUUAUCUAUGAAGAUAAGCAGAUUUUGGAAGAUGCAGCGUCUCUUAUCAGCUAUUAUGUAAAAAGGCAGCCGACUAUCCAAAAGGAGGAUCAAGCAACCAUUCGGCAGAUAGUGCAUCACUUCAUACCUGAGCUGUUUUUCUCUCAGCCCCCUGAGCACAGUAUUUCUGAAGAAUCGACAGAUGAGGACAGAGAAAACCAUCAGGGGCAGAACCUGGAUACUCCUGAACUACGGAAAAAAAAUGUGCCUGGGCCACCGAGCAGUCCUUUGGAGGCAAAAGCAGCCUUCUGUGAUGUUACAGCUGCUGAGCCCCACAACACCCUGGAUGAUGUUUACAGUCUAUUCUUUGUCAAUAAUAAUUGGUAUUUCUUCCUCCGCCUUCACCAGACUCUGUGCUCAAGGCUCCUAAAGAUUUAUCGCCAAGCUCAGAAGCAGCUUCUAGAAUAUCGGACUGAAAAAGAGAGAGAGAAACUCCUGUGUGAGGGAAGAAAAGAAAAAACCAAUGAUCCAGCCAUGGAACUAAGACUGAAGCAACCAAGUGAGGUGGAACUGGAGGAGUACUACCCUGCGUUCUUGGAUAUGGUGAGGAGCCUGCUGGAUGGAAAUAUUGACCCAACGCAGUACGAGGACACCCUGAGGGAGAUGUUCACUAUCCACGCCUAUAUUGGCUUUACUAUGGACAAGCUGGUGCAGAACAUUGUCCGCCAGCUUCACCAUCUAGUGAGCGACGACAUCUGCUUGAAGGUUGUUGAGCUCUACUUGAAUGAAAGGAAGCGAGGUGCUGCUGGAGGUAACUUGUCCUCUAGGUGUGUCCGGGCAGCGAAGGAGACCAGCUAUCAGUGGAAGGCUGAACGUUGCAUGGCAGAUGAAAACUGUUUCAAGGUGAUGUUUCUUCAGCGGAAAGGACAAGUGAUCAUGACCAUUGAGCUUCUUGAUACGGAAGAAACCCAGACAGAAGAUCCUGUGGAGGUCCAGCACCUGGCUAACUACAUGGAGCAGUAUGUUGGGGUAGAAGGAGCUCCAAACAACCAGAACGAUGGCUUCUUACUGAAACCGGUCUUCCUGCAAAGAAACCUAAAAAAGUUUCGCAAGUGGCAAUGUAAGCAAGUGAGGGCUCUGCGUAGUGAAGUGAAGAGCUCCUGGAAGAGGCUGAUUGGGGUGGAAAGUGCCUGCAACGUGGACUGCCGCUUCAAGCUCAACACCCACAAGAUGAUGUUCAUCAUGAACUCGGAGGAUUACAUGUACAGGCGGGGAGCUCUCUGCCGGGCCAAGCAGGUACAGCCAAUGGUGCUGCUAAAGCAUCACCAGCAGUUUGAAGAGUGGCACAGUAGGUGGCUAGAAGAGAAUGUGACCAUGGAGGCAGUUGACGUAGUUCAAGACUGGCUCAUGGGAGAUGAAGACGAGGAGAUGGUGCCCUGUAAAACAACGUGUGAGACGGUGAACGUCCACGGGGUCCCAGUGAACAGAUACAGAGUUCAGUACAGUCGCCGUCCAGCUUCACCGUGAGCAGAGACUUGUUUCUGGGACCAAUACAAGUGGGAGCGUUGCUGGUGAACACAUUUACUCUGAGAAUAGUGGUGGGAAUGCAAUGUAUGUAUUAAUGAUAUUUAUCCAAACAGCAUUUUACUUUGGAUUAUGAUGUAUUUUCCA
This is a messenger RNA of Mesitornis unicolor (brown roatelo), 3591 nucleotides long. It is a transcript of the gene SIN3B, whose product is annotated as SIN3 transcription regulator family member B. The coding region runs from base 1 to 3447 and encodes 1148 amino acids. The record is from RefSeq and is a predicted model, not a curated record. Gene Ontology annotation, molecular function: transcription corepressor activity. Gene Ontology annotation, biological process: negative regulation of transcription by RNA polymerase II. The transcript has 18 exons. Gene Ontology annotation, cellular component: chromatin. NCBI's taxonomy places the organism in Eukaryota, Metazoa, Chordata, Aves, Mesitornithiformes, Mesitornithidae.